CUAUGGUAUAAAAGGGCCCAAAUCUUUUCCGCCAUUUCUUCUUCCGGGAUCUUCCCAAUUCCCAAGACUGGCCGUUAAACUCUUACAAUCUUCAAGGCACUAAAAUUUCCGAUCAUACACAAUCUUCCUCAUCGUCGCCUCCAAACUUUCAUCGGGUAAACAAUGGAGACGUUUGAGUUUUACCGAAGGUCAACCAUCGGAAUAUGCUUGACGGAUGCAUUAGAUGAGAUGGUUUCAAACUUUACUCUCAAGCCUGAGUUAGCUAUUCAAGUUAUCGUCCAGUUCGAUAAGUCUAUGGCUGAAGCCCUGGAAAGUCAAGUGAAGAGCAAGGUUACCUUUAAGGGACAUCUGCACACCUAUAGAUACUGCGACUGUGUUUGGACCUUCGUUUUACAGGAUGCUUUGUUUAAGAUGGAGGGUUCUCAGGAGAAUGUCGAUCGGGUGAAAAUAGUAUCAUGUGAUUCAAAGUUACUCUUAAAAUGACAUAUCAAUCAGUGUUAUCUCUGAAGAUAGUGGAAGGAGAUGAUUUUUUCUAUGUACUUGGUGGUAUAUUUCUUUCUGAUAACAUAAUGUACAACAGGCAAAA
Messenger RNA from Hibiscus syriacus, 586 nucleotides. RefSeq names its product transcription initiation factor IIA subunit 2-like. The transcript is spliced from 4 exons. Bases 163 to 483 code for a protein of 106 amino acids. Gene Ontology annotation, biological process: transcription initiation at RNA polymerase II promoter; RNA polymerase II preinitiation complex assembly. The record is from RefSeq and is a predicted model, not a curated record. Gene Ontology annotation, cellular component: transcription factor TFIIA complex. Lineage: Eukaryota; Viridiplantae; Streptophyta; Magnoliopsida; Malvales; Malvaceae. Gene Ontology annotation, molecular function: RNA polymerase II general transcription initiation factor activity; TBP-class protein binding.